CCUAGGGCUUCGCCUCCCCUUCAUUGUCGUGCGAUCCCCACAACGCCCAACUUCUUGCUCACCCGCCAGCGAGCAUCACCACCAUGCCCGCCCGCAAGAGCGACACCCGUAGGAGCGAGGUCUCGGCAGCCCGGUUCGUGCUAGCCGAGGAAGAGAGCGCCAUGGCAGUGGAACCAGCCGCCCCCGCUCCCGCCCCCGCCACCGAUGUCCGGGAGCCUCCCGCCUCGGCGACCACGCCCGCGCCCGCGUCAGAAAAGAAAGACAAGGAAAAGGAGAGGGAGAGGGAACGAGAGCGGGAAAGGGAACGAGAUGCGAUAACUAUUGAGGACUUGACGCUGCCCAAAUCCAUCAUCACGCGUCUAGCCAAAGGCGUGCUCCCGCCCAACACUCAAAUACAGGCCAAUGCCAUUCUCGCGCUGAACAAGAGCGCAGCAGUAUUCAUCAACCACCUGGCGUCUGCGGCGAACGAGGCGACGUUGUCGUCGAACAAAAAGACAAUCAUGCCGGCCGACGUCUUCAAGGCGCUCGAAGACAUCGAGUACGGCUUCAUGCGCGAGAAGCUAGAAGCCGAGUUUGCGAAAUUCAACGAGGUGCAAACGUCGAAGCGCUCAAGCUAUCGCAAAAAGGUGGCGGCGGCCAAGAAGGGAGUCACGGGCGGCGGCGGCGGGUCGCAUUCGGGGGCCGGAGGCGCGUCAACGCUGAGCACGGGGUCCCACGGCGGCGCAGACGGCAUGGACGACACAGAGACGAGUUUCUUGCUCAGGGACAACCAAAGGGGAGACUCGGGCAGCGGCCAGCCCAGGCAGGCCAAGAAGGCCAAGAUCGACACGAGCGCCGACGCGUCGAGGAUGGACGUCGACGACCAGGAGCCGUCGGACGCCGAGACGGUUCCGGAGGAGCCCGAGGAGGAAGAGGAUGACGAGGAUGAAGACGAGGAGGAGGAGGAGGAAGAGGAGGACGCAGAUGAGGAAGACGACGAGACGGCCGACCCUGGCGAGGCAGAGGAUCGCGAAGGCCCGGAUGAGGACGAGGCUCUCGAUGACGAGGAAGAGGAUAGCGAGUAGAGAGGGGGGGGCCUGGAAAGAAACUCGAGCAUAAAUGUGUUCAAUACCUUACUCUUGUGAGCAAGAAACCAAUUGUCCGGGUUUGCGCAGCGGGUGACGCAGACUCUGUCGUACGACCUCUGUUGGGGCCAUCGCGAAAGCCGGCUUGCUUAUCCACUGUCCAGCG
This is a messenger RNA of Lasiosphaeria miniovina, 1230 nucleotides long. RefSeq names its product histone-fold-containing protein. NCBI's taxonomy places the organism in Eukaryota, Fungi, Ascomycota, Sordariomycetes, Sordariales, Lasiosphaeriaceae. Gene Ontology annotation, biological process: heterochromatin formation; DNA damage response; leading strand elongation. The coding region runs from base 84 to 1064 and encodes 326 amino acids. The transcript has 4 exons. The record is from RefSeq and is a predicted model, not a curated record. Gene Ontology annotation, cellular component: epsilon DNA polymerase complex; CHRAC. Gene Ontology annotation, molecular function: protein heterodimerization activity; chromatin DNA binding.